Arctia plantaginis is the source of this 1875-nucleotide messenger RNA. The record is from the annotation of a GenBank genome assembly. NCBI's taxonomy places the organism in Eukaryota, Metazoa, Arthropoda, Insecta, Lepidoptera, Erebidae.
AUACCUUUGCAUCCGGAGUCCACUAAAUAUACUGGUUUUACGUUUAUGGGUAAAAGCUAUACGUACCUUGUGUUACCUCAAGGGCUUAAAACGUCGGUGGGCAGCUUUUCUAGAGCAAUGGACGUUAUACUAGGAGUAGAGGUUAGGUCCUUUUGUGUAAACUAUUUAGAUGAUUUGGUUGUAUUUAGUAGAGACGAUGAUAUAGACGUUCAUUUUAAACAUUUAGAUACAGUGUUGGCUCUCUUAAAGGACGCUGGAAUGACUUGUAGGUUGUCGAAGUGUCAGUUUAUACAGACACAGACUGACAGUAGUAAGGUUGGAAUAGCUGGCUGUCUGUAUCAAUUAGAUAAAGAGAAUCAAGAGUCAGUCGUAGGGUUCUGUAGCAAGGGGCUAACGCCUUCUGAACAACGGUGGACCGUAUCGGAACAAGAGUUAUGGGCUAUAGUUUAUAGUUUGAAAAAAUUUGAAACCUAUUUGAGAGGGGCACGCACGGUCAUAAGAACAGACCACAAAAGUUUGUCAUUUAUAAACAAUUGGAGUUUAUAUAGCGCUAGGGUUACCCGUUGGAUUAUGUAUCUGCAAAGAUUUGACUAUAUUGUAGAAUACGUGAAGGGAAAGGACAAUAUAGUCCCCGAUGUUUUAUCCCGAUAUGCGAGGGGAGCGGAGGAUAUAUUAGAAUUUCGCAAGUUGUGCCCACAGAUAGCUAUGUUCACUGUACCUAAAGCAAAGAAAAUAAUAACUAAGCUAAAGGACAUUGUACUACUGCAGAGAGAUGACAUAGAAUUACGUAAGUUAUUGGAUCAUCUUAGAGAAAACCCUGGAAGUACUAUUAGGGGUCCGAAGGGGCAGUUUGUGAUAGAAAAUAAUAAAUUAAUGCAUAGGUCCUUUAAGUCAGGGCAAGAUAAGUUGGUGGUACCUAAGGCAAUACACAAGUCAGUGGUACAGGCUAUACACGAAGAAGCGGGUCAUUUUGGGGAAGCGCGAAUAAAACGGUUAAUUAGUGAUCGGUUUUACAUCCCCAAUUUAACAAAAACUCUCAAACAAAUAUUGCGGUCAUGUGAUCUAUGUCAGAAAGCCAAACAUACUAAUAAGUCCACAGUAGGAGAGUGCAAGGCGGUGUUAACUAACGAUGUCGGUGAGAUAGUUAUGGUGGAUUGGUAUGGGCCAUUGCCUGUGAGUAGGUUUGGUAUGCAAUACAUAUUAGUGGUCCAAGAUUCGUUUAGUAAAUAUGUACAGCUCUAUCCCGCCAGGAGAGCGACAACACAAGCGGCCAUAAAGAGUGUAGUUAAGUACUACGGGUUAAUACAAAUCAAAACCAUAGUAUCAGAUAAUGGUAGACAGUUUACUUCAAAGGCAUGGUAUGAAACAUUGCAGGGAAUGGGAAUACGUGUUUCACAUACUACAGUACGGAACCCGAGACCGAAUAGUACUGAAAGAGUGAAUAAGGAGUUAGGGCGAUUAAUGAGAAGUUAUUGCCAUGGAUCCCACAGUAGUUGGGCAUUGAUUAUAACGAAUAUUGAAAGGUGUUAUAAUAAUACUAUACAUGCCAGUACGGGGUAUACGCCACUAGAAAUAUUGACAGGGGAACGCCCAGAACUAACAGUAGAUAGUUGCGAGGCCAUAAGAGUGUACAAUAAAGAAUUGUUGGAUGUUGAAAUGGUAAGAGAGAAUGUGAGGAAGAAUCUGAGGCAAAUGGCUCAGUGUCGAAUCAGUCAGUAUAACAAGAGACAUAACAUUGAAAAUUAUCAAAUAGGUGAUUUAGUUAAGAUAAGGAGGGAUAAUUAUUCAAAGAAGUCGGAUAAAGUGUGCAAGAAGUUUUCCUUGUUGUAUGAGGGGCCAUAUAAAGUAGGCGGAAUACCAUAUACUAAUGCUUAA